This is a messenger RNA of Fraxinus pennsylvanica, 615 nucleotides long. The record is from the annotation of a GenBank genome assembly. NCBI's taxonomy places the organism in Eukaryota, Viridiplantae, Streptophyta, Magnoliopsida, Lamiales, Oleaceae.
AUGGUUUUAAGUACAGCCUCUUCAAUUCUCUCUCAAUCUCAACAACAACAACUCGUUCAAGAACUUGAAAUCUUCAAGAUUCAAGGCAGAGAUAAACAAGGACAUGCCAUACUUCGCAUCAUAGGAAACCUUUUCCCUGCGAGGAUUGUGAAUCUGAAGGCACUGAAGAAAUACUUGGAAGAUGAAAUUUUUCCAAGCUUAAGUGAGAGGCCAUUCUCAGUGGUGUAUGUGCACACAGGGGUAGAUGGAAGUGAGAACUCACCUGGAAUAUCAGGUUUAAGAUCAAUCUACAAGGCCAUUCCAAUCAAUAUCAGAGAAAAUCUGAAGGCAGUUUAUUUCCUGCACCCUGGCUUUCAGUCCCGACUCUUCCUUGCCACCUUUGGACGUCUCCUUUUCCCAGGAUGGUUUUAUUGGAAGCUGAGGUAUAUUAACAGGUUGGAAUAUCUGUGGAAUAACAUAAGGAAGAAGGAAAUUGAGAUUCCAGAAUUUGUGCAUGAACAUGACGAGGAGCUCGAGUACCAUCGAGCCAUGGACUAUGGAUUGGAGAGCGAUCACCCAAGAGUCCCUAAUCUUGACACUACAGUAUCCACCUACUCCAUGAGGUGUAUUACUUAA